This is a messenger RNA of Neurospora hispaniola, 973 nucleotides long. RefSeq lists its product as uncharacterized. The transcript has a single exon. Bases 308 to 493 code for a protein of 61 amino acids. NCBI's taxonomy places the organism in Eukaryota, Fungi, Ascomycota, Sordariomycetes, Sordariales, Sordariaceae. The record is from RefSeq and is a predicted model, not a curated record.
AUGGCGCUCGAGAGAAAAUACUUUGGGAAUGAGAGGUUGAUGGCGAUACGGAGCAGAGCGGUGGCCGAUGCAUUUCUCCCGAUUCCAGCCUCCCAAGAAGUGACACUGGGUCCAAGAGACAUGUACAGUGUCACCUAAAUUCUAAGCGCGAGGAGAGUGGGUUAAGUCGUGCCCCUGGCUCAAUCUCCCCUAACGCGGCCGGCUCAACAGCAAAGCCAUGCUGCGCAGACGUCCCGACCUUGGAAGACCUCGCCAGGGAGUAUUGCGAGUGGCGGAGCAAGACUAGAAAUAUUGCAACUGGGUCAUUAUGUUCAUCUUGGAACGAAUGCGUCAAGUCGAUGACCUGCCACCCCGCUGGCUUCUGGCCCUCUCUUCAAGCAUGAAGCGAAACUGCAAAUUGCACCAAGCGUUGUCCCAUUUUGUCGUGGAUGGCACCAUUCCAAAGUUGUUGUUGGGCUACCAAGACGGUGCUGUCCUCCAGAAUUAUUUUUAAAAAAAAUUCACCACUCUCACUACCACCAAUCCGCUGCUUAUGGACGAGGCACAGUCACAGUCAUUUGCAGCCUUAUAUGGAUUAGAUCUUUUUCAUUAUCAUGACACUGAUGAGCGGAUUCCGGAAGGAGGAUAGUUGAAUGGAUGGUUGAGGGUUUUGACUCGUUGGCUUAUGGACCUAGCUUUUCCGUCCGGAUUUCUUUGUGUUCCGAUUCCCAGUUAUACUUCCGUUAGUGGUCAAGGGCCAUCUCCCAUCUGGUGUUCCUCGAAGGCUAGGUGUCCGACGUGAGUGAGGCAGAUUGUGGUAAGAUUGGGCUGUACUCCUGUCGAGAUUAACCGCGCACGUCCUCGUGAGCCGACGGUUAUACACCGUUCUACCAAAUUACCGGCAAUUCAUUUUGCAGGCGGGAACGAUUUUUUUUUCGUUUUGAACACACCAAGUUUGGUUCAAAAGGUAUGAGAUGGAAGUCAGGCACACGCU